Toxorhynchites rutilus septentrionalis is the source of this 857-nucleotide messenger RNA. RefSeq names its product ER membrane protein complex subunit 10 (gene EMC10). Bases 83 to 772 code for a protein of 229 amino acids. The transcript has 4 exons. Lineage: Eukaryota; Metazoa; Arthropoda; Insecta; Diptera; Culicidae. Gene Ontology annotation, cellular component: EMC complex. The record is from RefSeq and is a predicted model, not a curated record.
GUCAAUUAGUUGAACUGUCAAAAUAUUGAUCAGAAACAGUAUUCUCAAUCCGACAAAGUCAGUCUCGAUUCAAUUUAUCAAAAUGAAAAUAUUAUUUUUCACCAGUUUGUGCUAUCUAAUAGCGUCUCUUAAUGCGUCCCAUCUCGAAUAUGACGGCUGGCUAAACAUUGAACUGUACCAUGCGCUGGAUAUCGACGAGCCUCAAAAGUUCACGCUCCGGGGCAAUCUUACGGUAACCAAUCUAAGUGCCGGUACCACCACUAUCUCACAGGAACCGUUAUCAGUGCAUGAGCGAACUCAGCUUCGCAAGCUAGCGGAGGAAGAUCGUCUAUAUCGUCUGCAAGCGCAUAUCCGUGAAGCCGACGGUUCACGAUCCAAGUAUUUGACCUCAUCGAAAGCGUGCGCCCUGGCCAAAGCACAGUUAACAGACGUUCUUUGGGUUUCCCUGGAUCACAGUGGAUCGGUCACCGGAGUUACUCAGUCGGUUAAUAAUGGCAAUGUUGGGAAUUGUAGAGGUCUAACCAUUCGAGACGUUGAUGUGCUGGACGAGUUCAACACGGAAGUCUAUGUGAAGCUCACAGAAAACGCACCAAUUCCGGAUACGGCCACCUUUAUCCAAAAGCUAGAGCGUGAACGAGAGGCUCGGGAACGUGGAGAAACGAAAGAUAAUCGGGGAUUCUUUGCAAAAUAUUGGAUGUACAUUGUUCCAGUAGUAAUACUGGUUCUGAUCUCCGGCGCAACGAAUCCAGAAGCCGCUGGUGGACAACGUUAAACCAAAGUAUGCACAUGUCGCUAGUUUCUAAUUUAUUGGUAGGAAAUCAUUUCUCUCACUAUUAAAUAAAUUUCGAUUCCUUCAA